Molecule: messenger RNA, 252 nt
Organism: Fonsecaea multimorphosa CBS 102226
Lineage: Eukaryota; Fungi; Ascomycota; Eurotiomycetes; Chaetothyriales; Herpotrichiellaceae
Exons: 2
Coding region: 1-252 (83 amino acids)
Source: RefSeq, a predicted model, not a curated record
AUGACCAGAAACGCAACCAAUCAUCCCACUAGAGCAUCUCCGGGAGACCAGGGUCACCCUCCUCCCAAGCAACGUUCAAAGAUGGAGGAGUACGACAGAAUACAACGUAGGCAGCGCGCAGAGUUGAUCCUUUCACAGUAUGAUUUACUGAUGAAAUACGCUCUGGAGAACAAGCUGACCCGAGAGUAUUUUCGAAAGGUGGCUUUGGGCAUCCCUACAGACCCCGUCAUCAAGAAUUGGUUCCCAAUUUGA